This is a messenger RNA of Pseudozyma flocculosa PF-1, 972 nucleotides long. RefSeq lists its product as uncharacterized. Lineage: Eukaryota; Fungi; Basidiomycota; Ustilaginomycetes; Ustilaginales; Ustilaginaceae. The transcript is spliced from 5 exons. Gene Ontology annotation, cellular component: COPI vesicle coat. The record is from RefSeq and is a predicted model, not a curated record. The coding region runs from base 1 to 972 and encodes 323 amino acids. Gene Ontology annotation, biological process: intra-Golgi vesicle-mediated transport; endoplasmic reticulum to Golgi vesicle-mediated transport; retrograde vesicle-mediated transport, Golgi to endoplasmic reticulum. Gene Ontology annotation, molecular function: structural molecule activity; protein binding.
AUGGACUCGUCGCUCUUCGAGGUCCAGUCCCUCUUCUACCAGGGCGCCUACAGGGGCUGCAUCGACCUCGCCCUCUCGUCGACGUCGUCGGCCAGCUCCACCGACCCGACGGGAACCUCCAUCCUCCUCUACGCCGCCCGCUCCCACCUCGCCGCAUCGCCGCCAAACCCAUCCUCCGCACUCUCCGUCCUGUCGUCGCUCCCGCAGCAGCCCCACGUCGACGCCGUCCGCGCCCUCGCCCGCUUCGUUCAGGCGCGCUCCCAGGGCGACCAGGACGCCAUCAGCAGGGAGACGGUCAACCUCACCGAGCUCCUCGACCACGCCGUCGUGGGCGAGGAAAAGGGCCAGGUCAUCAGGUGCGCCGCUGCCACCGCCCUCUUCCUCGAGGGAGACUCGGAAGAGGCGCUCGAGACCCUCGGCGUCGGAAGCGGUUCCAGCCGCGAGCUCGAAUGCGUCGCGCUGGGAGUCCACAUCCUGCUCUCGAUCCACCGCCUCGACCUGGCCGAAAAGGAGUACCUGGCAGCGCGAGCAUGGGCCGACGACUCGCUCCUGAUUCAGCUCAUUGAGGCAUGGCUCGGCCUGGCCCAGGGCGGUCGGUCGACGCAGCAGGCAUUCUACGUCUACGACGAGCUGGCGCAGAACCCGAGUGCGGCGGGGACGCACAAGUCGGUCGUCUCGCUCGUGGGCAAGGCGACGGCGCUCGCUGCCAACGGCGAUGUCGAGGGCGCCAAAAAGCAGCUCGACGAGGCGCAGCAGCUCGACCCGGAGAACGCAGAGAUCCUGGCCAACAAGGCGGCGCUGGCGGCGUAUGGCGCCAGCCUCUCGCCCAACAAGCCCAACCCGACGACGGAGCUGCUCGAGCAAUUGCGAAGGGCCAAUGCGAGCCACCCGCUGGUGCAGGAGUACGAGUCGCUCGACCGGACGUUUGACGAGGUGGCGGCCAAGUUUAAGCUGGGCAGUGUCGAGGCAUGA